CUUUUUUCCAUUAUCCGGAAAUAUCGAGAGAUGUGGAAUUUCAGAUAAUUUCACCCAUUAUCUUCGGAGGCUCGCUUUAAGAGAGAGAGAGAAAGAGAGAGAAAGAGAAAAAGCUUGCAAUGGCUAUGGCAGCUGGGAGUUUUGGAGCUUGCUUUGGUCUGAAGCCCGUCGACAAUCCACGGCUCUCAAAUGGGUUUUGUGUCCGCUCCGAUCUUAUUCAGCAGUGUCGAAUUCUGUAUAAGGGAAGAUUGUCAAGCACACCUCCAAACACGCCACAAGCUGCAUCCCCGACUGCUGUGGAGGGAGGAAGUUCUAGUGAUACAGUUCCUACUCCUAAAGUUAUCAUAGAUCAGGAUUCAGAUCCAAACGCGACCAUUGUCGAGAUAACAUUCGGCGACCGCCUUGGGGCCCUUCUCGAUACUAUGAAUGCCCUUAAGAACCUAGGACUCAAUGUCGUCAAGGCAAAAGUCUUCUUGGACUCUUCCGGCAAGCACAACACAUUCGCCAUCACUAGAGCGGAUACUGGCCGGAAAGUUGAUAAUCCGGAGCUACUAGAGGCAAUACGCCUGACAAUCAUCAAUAAUAUGCUUGAAUAUCAUCCGGAAUCAAGCGCUCAAUUAGCGAUGGGAGAGGCUUUUGGGAUUGAUCCACCAAAGCAAAAGGUUGAUGUGGACAUUGCAACUCAUGUACGUGUCUAUGAUGACGGCCCUGAUCGAAGCCUACUAUACGUGGAGACUGUGGACCGCCCUGGACUAUUGGUGGACCUUGUUACGGCCAUCACAGACAUAAGCAUUGCAGUCGAAUCAGGAGAGUUCGACACGGAGGGGCUCUUGGCAAAGGCAAAGUUCCACGUCAGCUACCGGGACAAAGCAAUCAUCAAGCCUCUGCAAAUGGUUCUAUCUAACAGCUUGCGGUACUUCUUGAGGCGGCCCAGCACUGAGGAGUCGAGUUUUUAAGCCAUUUUAAAGACAUCAUGUUGCCUAUUUGCCCAAAAUGCAUGCACCCAAGUAGGCUUUUCAUAUAAAAAGAGCAGCCAAUUUUAUGACCAAACCGCUCUCUGAAAUUCUCUUAGGUCCAAUAAGUUUAAAGGAAGAAAAUGUAAUACCAUUUUAAUCAAUGUAAACACAACCUACUUAUGUUACCAUUCUCA
This is a messenger RNA of Magnolia sinica, 1150 nucleotides long. RefSeq names its product ACT domain-containing protein ACR11-like. The transcript has 10 exons. Gene Ontology annotation, cellular component: chloroplast thylakoid membrane; chloroplast stroma. The coding region runs from base 120 to 956 and encodes 278 amino acids. Lineage: Eukaryota; Viridiplantae; Streptophyta; Magnoliopsida; Magnoliales; Magnoliaceae. The record is from RefSeq and is a predicted model, not a curated record.